UGACGUAUUAACGUCAGAGUUCACUGCUAAUGGCAAAAAUAUGUUGUCCGGGUGCUGCAGACUUCUAUGUGAGACAAAUUAUGAACAAAUUGGUAUAAUGUCCGAAAUAAAAAGUCAAAAUAUCUGUAUUGAGGGAAAAAAUUACCUCUCCAUUAUAACUCGGCGCUUAUUGUGACGAAGAAAACCGUUACGAUGUCCGGCUAUGUGUGGACAAGGCCUGAAGCAGAGCUGCAAUGUCAGCCGUGUGAUCAUUAUUUCAUGGUGUUUAAAAGCUCAAAGUCCACCUGACAGACACAGGCGAUCCACAGACAGUCACCACAAACCGAUUUUUUAAAAGUAGCUAAAAGAAGUGAUUCUACCGGCUGGAACCUCACAAGAAGAGGUUUGACUUUGGAUAUAUUGGUAGAAACUUUGAUUCUGGAGCUGAAUUCGCCGUCACACAUGGAUGGUACCUGAAGACGAGCGGGUCGAAUAAAUUUCGCCGCUGUCCGACUGGCUGGCAGCCAUUUUGGAGACAAACCAGUCUCGUGGUCAGCAGCAGCUGCAGGUGGAGAUCCUCCUGACUCCUCCACGUUCGAGCACAGCAACGCCCCAUGCAUGGUAGCAUGGAGCCUGGAGCCAGUGGGCCACCACUCCAGGUUCUUGGAGAGAACGAAGCACUGCAACAAUUCUUCAGCGGUCAGGAUGUCAGUAGUGUGUUGGACAGCUCCGUUGCUGUCGACACCAGCAUCCUGGAGCAAUACCUCAGCAACGACAUGGACCCCAGCAACUUCAUGCUUCCUGACUCUCCUCCUGACUCAAGUUCGGAGGCCUGUUCUCCUCCACAGAUACCAGAUCUCGGAUAUGAACGGUCCUGUUGGCCCAUCUGUCCAGAGGGGUUUCAACCAGCAACGUACUGUCACUUUAAGAAUCGAGGACCCAUUCCCCUCGACUCUGACCGACUCACUCGACCCACUUCCUGUCGGUUAAAAGAUGGCGGCAGCAGCGGCGGCGGCACGUCCCACUCUGACUUUCUGACCCACAACCAGCUCUGUGGUUUGGGCCUCACAGACUCUUCUGUAAAGUCUAGGACUCCACCUGAUCCGCAUAUUCUACCCGUUCAUCAGGACACCAACCACCCACCUGAACACAACUUGAAUUCAGGAAGCAUUUUGCAAGGUUACACUCCACCCUCUCCUCCUUCCCCACCCUUACCUCCAACCAGUACCUGCAUGUCUGCCAUGACUGACCCAGGUCUGGUCCAAAACCUCCCUGUGUCAUCUUCGCACUGUGUGCUGGGUUCAGUCUCCACAUCGCAUCCCUGUUCCCAGGACAGUAAAAAGAGAAGGAGAUCUGAGUCUGAGGAAUCAUUUGCAGCAGUUGAUGCUGCCAGUUGUGAAAGGGAUGGGACUCAUAACGCUGGCACUGGAAAUACUUUAAUUGGACCGGGUCAGAGUUCCUCCCGGUUGCUCAGAUGGGAACAUUACAGGCGGGAACACUGGAGCACUUUAUGCAACACCAGCUACCAAACGCUGUAA
This is a messenger RNA of Poecilia latipinna (sailfin molly), 1517 nucleotides long. RefSeq names its product myelin regulatory factor-like protein. Lineage: Eukaryota; Metazoa; Chordata; Actinopteri; Cyprinodontiformes; Poeciliidae. Bases 594 to 1517 code for a protein of 307 amino acids. The record is from RefSeq and is a predicted model, not a curated record. The transcript has 8 exons.